Messenger RNA from Manis javanica (Malayan pangolin), 1859 nucleotides. The record is from RefSeq and is a predicted model, not a curated record. NCBI's taxonomy places the organism in Eukaryota, Metazoa, Chordata, Mammalia, Pholidota, Manidae.
AACAAGCUCUCCAGACAGGACACCAUGUCUGUGCGCCUCUCUUCUGCAUCCAGACGACUUGGCCCUUGCGGGGGAGCAGGCUCUGUGCGGCUGUCUAGUGGGGGAGCAGGUUUGGGGGCCGGAAACACAUGCGGAUUGCCAGGUAUUGGAAGCAGCUUCUCUUGUGCCUUUGCGGGAAGCUCAUCUGCAGGAGGCUAUGGCGGGGCUCUAGGCACGGGGGGUGCCUCCUGUGCUGCCUACCUGGGCAAUGAACACGGCCUCCUCUCUGGCAACGAGAAGGUGACCAUGCAGAACCUCAACAACCGCUUGGCCUCCUACUUGGAGAAUGUGCAAGCCCUAGAGGAGGCCAACGCUGACCUGGAGCAGAAGAUCAAGGGGUGGUAUGAGAAGUUUGGGCCUGGUUCUUGCCGAGGUCUUGAUCAUGAUUACAGCAGAUUCUUCCCAAUAAUUGAUGACCUUAGGAACCAGAUAAUUUCUGCAGCUACAAGUAAUGCCAAUGUGGUCCUACAAAACGAUAAUGCAAGACUAACAGCUGAUGACUUCAGACUAAAGUUUGAAAAUGAACAGGCCCUUCACCAGAGCGUUGACGCGGACGUGAGCGGUUUGCGCAGGGUCCUGGAUGAGCUGACUCUGUGCAGGACCGACCUGGAGAUGGAACUGGAAACACUGAGCGAGGAGCUGGCUUAUCUCAAGAAGAAUCACGAGGAGGUAGAUGCUCCAUUUCCCCCGAUUUCACAGUCCACCUCCCUCCUGAAAGUUAAGUCAAUAUUCAGGAAGGAGCUUGUCUUUCUCUCCAAAAGGCUUAGAUGUUUGAAAUGUUUCUGUUCAUCCCCCUCCAAAGAACAAGCCCUAAGAAAAGUUUCUGACCAUAUGAACCAUGUCUGUCUGGCUCCUUUAAACAUACACAGAUCCUCACGUGGUAAACCAAACAUCUUGCAGGACAUGAAGGCUCUGCAGUGCGCGGCCGGAGGCCACGUGAACGUAGAGAUGAACGCGGCGCCCGGGGUGGACCUCACUGUUCUGCUGAACAACAUGCGGGCGGAGUACGAAGACCUGGCCGAGCAGAACCGCAGGGACGCGGAGGCCUGGUUCCACGAGAAGAGUGCUUCGCUGCAGCAGCAGAUUUCUGACGACGCUGGUGCCACCACCUCAGCUCGGAAUGAGCUGACUGAGAUGAAGCGAACUCUUCAAACCCUGGAGAUUGAACUUCAGUCCCUCUUAGCGAUGAAACACUCCCUGGAGUGCUCCCUGACCGAGACCGAAGGCAACUACUGCGCGCAGCUCGCCCAGCUCCAGGCUCAGGUCGGUGCCCUGGAGGAGCAGCUGCACCAGGUCAGAACCGAGACCGAGGGCCAGAAGCUCGAGUAUGAGCAGCUCCUCAACAUCAAGGUGCACCUGGAGAAAGAGAUUGACACCUACUGCCUCCUCAUCGGUGGAGAUGAUGGUUCUUGUGUUAAAUCAAAAGGCUAUGGAGGACCAGGAAAUCAGAUAAAAGAUUCACCUAAAACCACCGUGUUUAAAACAAUUGUUGAAGAAAUAGAUCCUUGUGGCAAAGUUCUCUUAUCCAGAGUUCGCACUAUGGAAGAGAAAUCCACCAAAAUCAACAACAUGAAGAGUGAACAGAGGGUGCCUUCCUGAACUCCGAAAAAAUGGCCCCUAAAUUAAAAUACCAAAUUAAAACUAGGUUCCAAAAUAAGGGCCCUCUUACUUUUCUGCUUUUCUUCCAAUGAAUAAGACAAUCUGUUUUAGAAUAGUGACAUUUCCUUGGCUUUUUCUAUGGUGGUGUUUCAAUAAAAGUUCUUCCUGUUGCAAGUCAUCUUCACUGGUUCUGGUCAAUCUUUGCAUGUUAAACAUACCCC